AUGCCUCCCCUGCCCCCAGAUAUCCCCGCAAAUGCCGCCCCCACCAGCACUUUUAUACUCUUUCUUAAUGCCAGAAGAAGGUCGACGACGCGCCGCGAAAAGAACUUCGCCACCAAGGAGUUUCCGAGGAGUUCGCGGCCUCACUAUCAUUUGACCCAUCGAGUGAUCUACGCGGUCGGUAGCAGCAGGUGUCCCUGCGGCGCGGCCAAAAGAAUCCACCCAUCCGCGGGCGGCCAUCCGCGCAGUUCUGAGGCCUACCGCCUCUACCCCUUCUCUCCCUUCCCUACCUCCUGACACCGCCAAAGCUCACCGCCACCGCGGCCCACUGCGAUUUUUCAUCAUAUUUUGCAGCCGCUGCCGCGCCAUACACGUAACUUUGAAAAACUCCAUCCACAACUUCAACGGCCGGUGACUUCGCCGCGAUCGCGAUUCACGCAACCCUCAGUCGGUUUGGUACGCGUGAACACGUGGCUUACAAGAGGACUGUUGGAUUCUGUGGGAGUGAGUGAGAGAAGACGAAAGUGAAACGGGGAAGAG
Messenger RNA from Acanthoscelides obtectus, 537 nucleotides. The record is from the annotation of a GenBank genome assembly. Lineage: Eukaryota; Metazoa; Arthropoda; Insecta; Coleoptera; Chrysomelidae.